AAUACAGACACACAUGUAUAAAAUAACAUGUUCUAGUUAUUAGUUUUCUUUUAUGGCAAAUUAAUAAAAAAAAAUUAAAAGACUUAAAAAUAAUAUUAUAAAAAUAUAAAAAUUAAAAUAAAUCAACUUUUAUAAUAUUAGAACAAUUUCAAAUUAUGGAUAAAAUUGUUUUAUUUACGUCGAUUUAUCUAGUGAUAUUUUCAUCACAAUGUAUUUUUGUAAAAGCUCAACAAAGACCUAAAAUCGUUGAACAUCCAGCUGAUGCAAUUGCUGCUCGAGAAGAACCAUUAACCUUAAAUUGUAAAGCAACAGGAAGACCAACACCAGAAAUUAGUUGGUAUCACAACGGUACACCCUUAGUGCCAUCAGAAAGACGUGUAAUUUUACCAGAGGGUUCAUUGUUUUUUCUUAGAGUAAUGCAUAACAAGCGAGAACAAGAUGCAGGUAUAUAUUGGUGUGAGGCACGUAGCACAGCUGGAAUAGCUGUUAGUAAAAAUGCAACCUUGCAAAUAGCUGUGUUAAAAGAUGAGUUUCGCUCUGUUCCAAGUGAUACUUUGGCGUUAUCAGGCGGACCAGUUAUUUUAAAUUGUACGCCGCCGCGGGGUGUACCAGAACCAUCAGUUCUGUGGUAUAAGGACGGCAAAUUGCUUGAUUUAGGAAAGCGAAUAUCAAUGAUAGAAGAAGGUAGUAUUAUGAUAUCGGAAGUGCAAGCAGUUGAUGCCGGACGCUAUGAAUGUACAGCACAGAAUAUGGCUGGAAUGAAAUCGGCACCACCUGUUGUUUUAAAGGUUUUAACGCCUCCGACUGUUGUUAGAGGUCCUCAAGACACAGAAGUGAUAGAAGGUGAAGGUCUAGAUAUACCAUGUGAAAUCAAAGGUGAUCCAAAACCUAAUGUUCAAUGGUAUCGUGAUUCGGGUGGUCAUUUACCCGAAGGUAGAUCAAGAAUACUUUUAGACAAUACGCUAAGAAUAGAGGAUGCCCGAGAAGAAGAUCAGGGUCAAUAUACAUGCAAAGGUUUUAAUGAAGGUGGAAAUGUUUCCAUUUCUAUACGUUUAAGUAUUUAUGCUCCACCCACAUUUGCUGAAGCACCCUCUGAUGCAGAAGUAAAAAUUGGAGAUUCAAUAAAAUUGCCAUGUCGCUCGUUAGGUCGUCCACGACCUGUUAUUAUAUGGGAUAAAAUAACUCUUGCAGAAGGUGCAAAACUUGUCGAAAACUAUUCUCACAUGAUGGAAGAGAAGCACCAACAAAAUUUGUUAGUGAAAGAAAAAAUAAUGAGUUUUAGACCUAAACGCUCCGUUCGUUUAUCACAAAAUUCAACCAAUCGUUUGGAACGUAGCGUUUUACCAACUGGGGAUGAAAAUGAGGAGGAAAAUAAAAAUUCAAUGUUUAGUGAACUACCAAAUACUACAACAUAUACAGAGGUAGGAACCUCCGUACCUAAUGGCCAUUCCCCUCAUUACCAUGUCGCUGAAAAUGGCGAUCUAAUAUUGAAAAAAGCCCAAAAAUCAGAUGAGGGAUGGUAUUCUUGUCUUGCAGUUAACGAAGCAGGUAGUUCAUCUAAAAAAGUAUAUAUCCAUGUACGAGAGGAGUCUGAAGUGGAAGGAGAAUUUCAAAUACCUGAACCUCCUGGAAGUCGUUGGGGUACACCUCAAAAUUUGUUAAUUACGACUAUUACUCCGAUAUCUUUGAAUACCCUAGAUGUAAAUUGGGCUGUAACAGCACAACCUAAUUUAUUCACAGAUCAGCAAAUAACACUUUACUAUUGGCCACUGCCUUUUAAAGACCGAAAUUAUUCAGCAAUAUUGUCAACAGACUUUAUGUUCGCAGUGACAAAUGUCGAUAAACGAGCUCACCGACUUAAGGACUUAAAACCUUAUACAGUAUAUGAAGUUUUUGUUUCCGUUCCCAAGGGUUUGGGUGGAUCUGUUUCGAAUUUACGUAAAGGAAAAACUUUAGAUGGUCCACCAUCCGCUCCACCAACCGAUGUGCGUGUUGGGGUAAUUAAUAAUACUGCAGCUUAUGUUCGAUGGUCUCCUCCACCUCUUGAACUUAUUAACGGCGAACUCACAGGAUAUAAAAUUCAAAUUAAAUCAAAUAUUACUAAUAAGUUGCUUGGGCAAAUGUCUCUUAAUGCCACAACUCAAUCCGUUGUAAUAAAUAGCUUAAGUCCAGGUGGUAAAUAUAUUGCAAGAGUUGCUCCUUUAACUGCUGGUGGCCUUGGACCGUAUAGUGAACCAGCAGCUCUACUAAUGGAUCCAUCGUUUAUUGCCAGACCUCCAAAAACUGAUCCAACAACUCACACUUGGAAGGGCACUUACAUGCCUGGAAUAAUUCUAGCAAUUGUUGGGAUAGGUUUAAUUAGUGGUGCAAUAUCUGCUAUUAUUCUUGCAAAGAGAGCAAAACGUAACUUGAAAGCGUCAUAUCCAACGGCACCAAUUCUUACAACUACAACCUUGCCUGACAAGUCUUUUAACACAUUAUGGAUGAAUGAUAGCGUUUCUAUUAAGCCGACCCAUUUAUCAUCUUUACCUCCAAUUCCAUCAGAAUAUGCAGAGGUUGGUAAUGUUAAUUUCCCCCCAAAAAUACCACCAAAUCCGCCACCAGAGCCAUACGCGACAGUAACUUUACAACGUAAUGCUAGCGGCGGUGUAAUUGGUAUGCAAGCUGAGGAGACAAUUAACACAAAAAAUAAAUUUUUAUUACAACAACAACAACCAAAUAGUAACGACUAUAAUAAUGGGCCACCCAUUCGAGCACCGUUGAAUAUAUGCGACAUGUUGCCACCACCGCCCGAUCAUCCGUACGACAGCUAUCAUAAACCACAAAUGAAUAACAUGACAAUAAGAACCAAUCCAGCAGCAUUAUCCCCACAAAUUUUGAGAAAGGGUGGUGUCUUAAUGCCGCAACAACCCCCUCCAGCUCAGUCACAAACCUUACAAAAACAAUCACCAAUGCAACAGCAACAACAACCGCAAAUGUGGGGUACCUUACCUGACAUACCGCCAGCUCCACCGAUACCGAAUUUUCCUCAAAAUUGGUUAACACAACAACGUCAAAUUGCCGCAGUUAAUUCGUAUAAUGCAAAUAAUUUUGAUAUUGCACCUAAUCACCAACUGGGAAAUGAUAUUGGCAUGAAUAACGGAAGCAAUGAAAACAAUUGUUAUCCUUCAGAAAAUGACUAUGAGUCAGGGUCUGUUCUUUAUGAACAAUUCUGUCGUGAAAAUGACUCAUCUUACUUUACGGGUAAUGGCGAGCCAACUGAACAAUAUUAUCGCAACGUUAAUAUGGAAUUUUUUGAGGAUCAGGAAUUUGAACCAGCUACACCUCCACCACCAUGUCCGCCAGAUUCCUCAUUUAGUAAAGGGAAUGGUAGUAGCAAUUUACGAUUAUUAACAAAACCUGGUGCAACUAUAACUGGAAACCAACAAGAAAAUUUUUUAAGUCAAAAAAGAAUGUUUAGAAAUGCAGCACAACAUCACGGUAGUCGAGAUUCAUCUUGCGAUCGGAACACGAAUCGUACUGUCAGUUCCGAUGAUAGCGAAUCAGAUAUAGGUAACAAUGGUAGCGAUGCGCGUUGGGUUAAUCGAUCCAGGCGAUCUAGAUCUCGAUCGAAAAGCAAUGAAAGAAGAUUCAGGGAACCAUAGGAUUUCGCUAUAAAUGUGUAAAAAUAGUAUUUAAGUUAAAGUGAAAAAAUUAAACAUCAACCAAAUAAAAUUGUUUUUGACGAAUAAAAUAUUGUUGUAAAAAAUCUUUGAAAAGUGAAAAAAACAGAGUUAUAAUUAAAUAAUUUGGUAAAUUUUCCUUAGAUUGGAUGUUGUUUUGAAUUUUAUAUUUAAAAAUAUAGUUAGCCUAUGUCAUGCCAUCCAUAUAGAGUCAAUUGAAAGUUGAUAACAAAUUUUAAAACUACAAGACUACAACAUUUUAAAAAGUUCAAAUUUUAUAUACAUACUUAUACUUUAAGUUUAAAUAAUUUUUUUAAUGAUAAGACGAAUAUCAAUAAAGCAUUGUAAAUAUAGUUGACAUUUACAUUUAACGUUUUGUUUAAAAUGAAAAAAAUAUUUUAAUUUAAUUUAAACAAAAUUCGUGCAAGUCUAUUUUAGCAAAAUUCGUGCAAGU
Messenger RNA from Condylostylus longicornis, 4116 nucleotides. Its product is annotated as roundabout homolog 3-like. NCBI's taxonomy places the organism in Eukaryota, Metazoa, Arthropoda, Insecta, Diptera, Dolichopodidae. The transcript is spliced from 8 exons. The record is from RefSeq and is a predicted model, not a curated record. Bases 156 to 3644 code for a protein of 1162 amino acids. Gene Ontology annotation, molecular function: protein binding.